Molecule: messenger RNA, 2865 nt
Organism: Aspergillus steynii IBT 23096
Lineage: Eukaryota; Fungi; Ascomycota; Eurotiomycetes; Eurotiales; Aspergillaceae
Product: AMP deaminase
Exons: 3
Coding region: 1-2865 (954 amino acids)
Biological process (GO): IMP salvage; AMP metabolic process
Cellular component (GO): cytosol
Molecular function (GO): AMP deaminase activity
Source: RefSeq, a predicted model, not a curated record
AUGACUCUCGAAAAUGAUGAAUUCAAUCAUGCACCGAGUAACCCAAACCUCUCUGAGGUGGGAGACUCACCUACAGGAGAGAUUCUUCCAAGGGAUAGGCAACUGAAAACUCCUACGUACGACUACGCAUAUGAAAAGUCAAUGAGCCACGCAGAGGCAAAGCUUUUUUACCAACAGCACCAGUUUGCUUCUCGAAGCACUGAUGGCGAGACUUCCCAGACCACAGUGCUUCCCAGCUCUUACACCUCAGCAGAAGAUCCGGGCCGUGACAUUCCGCUUGUCAAACCUAGGGACAGCCCAAGCCCAAUAAUUAACACCGCCUCUAGCGAUCGCCCGGGACGGCACUCAGUUAGUGAACACUGGGGUUCAUUUUCAGAUACGCAGAGUCUUGAUUUGCACGAAGAGUACCCAAAGAACAUCAUACACAGUACGGAGCAAGUCUCCAAAUCUCAUGCGAUGUCUUCCGAGGGCCUCGGGGAACAAAGAGCCGGUGCCUCUGAAACAGACGUUGCCCGCCAUGAAUACGAUGGACUGGCAACCAUUGAAAACAUGGUGAAUAUUACGUCAAACAGCAGUACCGUCGCAUCGGAGCUGAAUGUCAUUUGCCGCAAAAUCCAGGGCUUGUUGGAGCGGCGAUCCCAGUAUAUUCAGCUAUCCUUUCAAAGGUCUGAGGAUAAUCCCAAAGACAGCCCUGGCUGGGAUGUUUACCCACCCCCACCGGAGCCAGCCUGGGAAAAUGACAAAGACACUGGGAAAACUCAUACUGAACAGAAGAGAAGAAAGAUGGGCCAGGAUGUUGGUGAAGAUUUCAAUAUGGGCGAAUGCCUCCCUCUCCCUGGGGAAUCAUCUCGGGUUUUCAAGUUGGAUGAAAACAGUGUGUAUCAGGUUUAUGAAAAUGAUGCUGCCGCGGAUUCAGGCCGACCGACUGUUCAAAUCCCUUCAUUGCGGGAUUUCUACAUGGACCUCGAUGCGAUCAUAGAUGUAUCAACUGACGGACCCGCCAAGAGCUUUGCAUUCAAACGACUUUCAUAUCUGGAAGGAAAGUUCCAGCUGUAUACGCUAUUGAAUGAGUAUCAGGAAAUAGCCGAUAGCAAGAAGGUUCCUCACAGAGACUUUUACAAUGUCCGCAAGGUGGACACGCAUGUCCAUCACUCGGCAUGUAUGAAUCAAAAACAUCUUCUUCGUUUCAUCAAAAGCAAGAUGAAGAAGUCUCCUGAUGAAGUUGUCUUAUUCCGAGAUGGAAAACACCUAACCCUAAAAGAAGUCUUUGAAAGUAUCAACCUCACUGCGUACGACCUGAGUAUCGACACCCUUGAUAUGCACGCGCACACCGAUUCCUUCCAUCGGUUUGACAAGUUCAACCUGAAGUAUAACCCCGUGGGCGAAUCAAGGUUACGUGAAAUCUUUCUGAAGACAGACAAUUAUAUCAAAGGAAGGUACUUGGCUGAGAUAACCAAGGAAGUCAUCUCCGACUUGGAAUCAAGCAAGUAUCAAAUGGUGGAAUGGCGCAUCUCAAUUUAUGGGAGAUCCAUCCAAGAAUGGGACAAACUAGCCGCCUGGGUAGUUGACAAUAAGUUGUUUUCCCCUAAUGUCCGCUGGCUUAUACAAGUUCCUCGGCUUUACGACGUUUACAAGUCGAGCGGUAUGAUGGAAAACUUCGAGCAGGUUAUCACAAACGUCUUCCAGCCGCUAUUCGAAGUGACCAAAGACCCCAGCAGCCAUCCAAAACUCCACAUAUUCCUGCAACGCGUCGUGGGCUUUGAUAGUGUUGACGACGAAAGCAAAGCCGAGCGCCGACUAUAUAGGAAAUACCCAAUUCCGAAGGAAUGGAAUACAAAGCAGAACCCACCGUAUAGCUAUUGGAUCUACUUCAUGUUUGCAAACAUUGCCUCUCUGAACACAUGGAGAAAGCAGCGUGGGUUUAACACUUUCGUGUUGAGACCACAUUGUGGCGAGGCUGGUGAUCCCGAUCAUCUUGCGGUUGGAUUUCUUUGCUGCCAUAGCAUUAGUCACGGUAUUCUACUCAGAAAGGUCCCUCUGCUUCAGUAUCUGUUCUAUCUGGAUCGAAUCGGGAUCGCCAUGUCGCCUCUUAGCAACAACGCCCUGUUUCUGACGUAUGACAAGAAUCCUUGUGCUAAUUUUUUCAGAAGGGGUCUGAAUGUAUCGUUGUCCACAGACGACCCACUGCAGUUCGCUUUUACGAAGGAGCCCUUAAUAGAGGAAUAUUCAGUGGCCGCUCAGAUAUACAAAUUUAGCGCGGUGGACAUGUGUGAACUUGCAAAACAUUCGGUCGAGCAGAGUGGAUUUGAGUUAGCAUUAAAGCAGAGAUGGCUGGGCUCCAGCUGCUCUUUGCCGGGAGUAUCUGGGAAUAAUGUCGCAAAGAGCAAUGUCCCGGACAUUCGCGAGGAAUUCCGUCAUCAAACCCUUGUUGGGGAACUAAAACUCAUUGAGAAAUAUUCUCCCGCGUCGCUAGCUGCAACUUCGCCUGCAGACACCAAGAUCCAUUCGAAAUACAAUAUGCCGACGUCUAGCCAAGUUGCAACGUCGCCGUGCGCUCCCAAAUCUGUGGACUUGGCCGUUGCCGUGAGCAAAUCCCCUCUCAGGGCUUCUCCUGGGGCUGGUCAUGUGUAUCCUGAGGCCUCGGGUUCUUCUGAAGAUGGCGCUGGUCAACCCGAUGCGUCCGGCACAGGUACUCAGCCCAUACCGGUACCUCCCACCCGACCAGACGCCUUCUCGGAACAGAAGAUUUUCCCUGGUCUUGUACACGAGAGGGCGAACCGAGUAAAUGUUUCAAGUCAGCCAUACGAGGGAAGCGUUUCGCCCAAUAACCAUGGCUACUCGAAUAGUUGCUCGGAUUCACCCUAG